AUGGUUUGGCCGUUUAAUUCAACAAAGCCUCCGCUUUCUUCAUCGCCUAACUCUUCGCAUUCAGAGACGCAGUCAACUUCAUUGCCUGAUUUAGCAGUGAUUGAUUCAGCAGUAUCUGACUUAAGUGACGCUUUGGGUUCUGGUAGAGAUAGUACAAAUAUGAUCAGUUUAGAUAGAUCUCCUAUAUUUGCGUUAGAUCAGUUGAAGCAAGCUGGCGUACCAUUUGAGAAACAGCUGUCGCCAUACUUACAGAUGGAUCCUACCGUUUUCCGGGAAUCUACUCCUCAAUGUAUUUUCAUGUAUAUUGUUCCUGGUGAAUCGAAAGGAGAAUUAGAAUUUGCAAUGGGACGGAUUGGAUGGGCUGUUUUGGGCGGCUAUGCAUUGGGUAGUGUGCGCGGUAUUCUGCCAGAAUUGCGGAAUCCUAAUACGAGGCAGUUGCCUCUUAAACCGUUUAUGACGCGUUUGAUGAAUUCCUCAGUGAAACACGGCAGUGGUUUUGCUCAUCCUGCUGGUUCUAUCGUAUUCAUAUUCUCUCUUGCUGAUAUGAUUUUUGGAAAAUUACGUGCGAAAGAUGACCUUAAUGCUGUUGCUGCUGGUGCAGUUACUGGAGGGCUGUUUCGAUGUGCACGUGGUUUACACGCUUCAAUGGUUGGGGCGGGUAUUGGGGUAUUUGCUGCUUUUAUUUGGUUGCUGAGUGAUCAAGAUAGCCGAAAUAGAUUAUGGGAAAUGCGAAAGCACUUGACCGGCAAACAAGAUUAUAGUUAUUGA
Brugia malayi is the source of this 768-nucleotide messenger RNA. RefSeq names its product Mitochondrial import inner membrane translocase subunit Tim17 family protein (gene Bma-timm-23.5). NCBI's taxonomy places the organism in Eukaryota, Metazoa, Nematoda, Chromadorea, Rhabditida, Onchocercidae. Bases 1 to 768 code for a protein of 255 amino acids. The transcript is spliced from 4 exons. Gene Ontology annotation, cellular component: mitochondrial inner membrane; TIM23 mitochondrial import inner membrane translocase complex. Gene Ontology annotation, molecular function: transmembrane protein transporter activity. Gene Ontology annotation, biological process: protein import into mitochondrial matrix. The record is from RefSeq and is a predicted model, not a curated record.